Carassius gibelio (silver crucian carp) is the source of this 5331-nucleotide messenger RNA. Its product is annotated as transmembrane protein 62. The transcript is spliced from 14 exons. NCBI's taxonomy places the organism in Eukaryota, Metazoa, Chordata, Actinopteri, Cypriniformes, Cyprinidae. The record is from RefSeq and is a predicted model, not a curated record. Gene Ontology annotation, molecular function: hydrolase activity. The coding region runs from base 331 to 2244 and encodes 637 amino acids.
GAAAUGGUUUAUAUAAUUUCAAUGGAUUAAUAUUAUUAGUUUAUAUAAUAUGUAUUAUUUUUCAUGGCGGUAACUUCCGGGCCGAGAAGAACAGCAUAGCUCCGCCCCCUUCGGUCCUUCCAUCAGGAUCAGCCACCCUGAAGUUUCUGCUGGAUGAUGUUGGUGAUUCCAGCGCGUUGAUUUGCUCGUCCAUCGCGGUCGUGCUGGCGAGAGCCCGGGGAUGUGAGGCUGUCUGAAUCCCGCAUCAGGCUCCUUCAGCAGGGAGAGGAGAAGCGCCUGAGCGGCGGCGGCUCGUCCGGAUCUCGGUGAAGGCAGUGUGAUUUCGGCAGGAUGCUCCGGCUGUUCGCGGCUUUGGUGAUUGUUGGGCUGCUGCUCGCCUGCUUCACUUCCUGGCUGUUUGACAGCUAUGACAGCGCCUGGCACCCAAAGCGCAGUGUACACCCGUCCAGAGAAACUGGCCCUCCGUACCCCGGCGGCCAGCUGGACAAUAUAUUUUGGUUUGUGCAGGUUUCUGACAUCCAUAUCAGUCGUUUCCACGAUCCCAAGCGCAUUCCAGACUUUGAAAGGUUCUGUAGAGACACCAUUGAUGUGAUCAAACCUGAUCUUGUGCUGGCCACAGGGGACUUAACAGAUGCGAAGACUGAGAGUAAAGUGGGCUCUCUUCAACAUGAAGUGGAGUGGCAGGCCUACCACAACGUCCUUAAAAGAUCACGAGUGCAGGAACGAACAAAAUGGAUUGACAUUCGGGGAAACCAUGAUGCCUUUAAUAUUAUUUCACUGGAGAGCGUGAACAAUUAUUACAGGAAAUACUCUGCCAAUCAGAAAGUUGGAUCCUUCCACUACAUACACCAAACUCCUUUUGGGAACUACUCGUUCAUUUGUGUCGAUGCCACUCUGACCCCUGGACCCAAACGGCCCUAUAACUUCUUCGGGAUUAUCAAUCAGACUCAGAUGGACGUGUUGGCCACCUUUAGAGAGGAGAGUCUGAGCAGUAACAAGUCCAUCUGGUUUGGACAUUAUACCACAUCUACAGUCAUCUCCCCCUUCCCGGGAAUCCGAGAGCUCAUGAGUACAGCCGUGGCGUAUUUGUGUGGGCACCUACAUACACUAGGAGGCUUCAUGCCGGUACUGCACAGUCGACAUCACAGAGGCACACUGGAGUUAGAGCUGGGAGACUGGAUGGCAAACCGCAGGUAUAGGAUAUUGGCUUUCGACCAUGACCUGCUCAGUUUCACUGACGUGACGUUUGAGGACUGGCCAGCUGUGCUGAUCACCAAUCCCAAAGACGUCCAGUACCUGCACCCAGGAGUGGAGCCUCUGGGUCGCAUCGGCAGUUCCACGCACAUCAGGCUCCUGGCUUUCUCCGAGUCUCCAGUCGCAGCUGUGCAUGUGAGUGUGGAUGGAGUUUCACUGGGGAAAGCAUUUGGCGCAGGGGGUCCUUUAUACAUCAUGCAGUGGGAUCCAACGCUAUAUGCUACUGGACUGCACACUAUCAGAGUUAAAGUGGAGGACUCGGCAGGUCGCUCAAAGGUUCGGGAGCAACAGUUCACACUGGAGGAAGACCUCACUCCCAGCUUCGGCUUCAUGCAGUCCUUCAUCCUCCUCACAGACCAUUACAUCCUGGCACGGAUUGCCUUCGUGGUGAUAGUAUUACUAAACCUGGCUGGGCUUGUGCUCUUCAGAUUUAUGCCUGUGUCUUCUACAAGAGGACUGUCUUCUCAAGUGUGGAUGUCCCUGCAUCUUGUCAGUAAGAGCAACCUGUUCUUCUACUCUCUGCUGCUGUUCAACCUGUGUACAGCAUUGGGUCCAUGGUUCAUUGGGGAAAUCAUUGAUGGACACAUUGGAGCCUGCUUUGCUUUUGGCGUGUUUGUGGACGGGCAUUUCUUCGAAGGAAGUCUGACCUAUGUCGUGGGAGUUGUACAGGUGCUCUUCUUCAAUAUGCCUCUCACUUUUUACCUCUGCUGGAGUCUUCAGCACAGAUGUCGCGGCACCAGCUUCCGCUCACAUUUCUGUCGGCCGGGCAGCCGCUGGAGGACUCUGGUGAUGCACAUAGGCAUGCUGGUCCUCAUGGUCUGGCAGGCCUAUUCUUGCCACUUCCUGCUGGAGACCUAUGGGGCACUGGCUUUCUUCCUGUCUCCCGUACGUACCUGGGCUCUGCUCAUGGGCCUGCUGUUGGUGUACAGGGCAUGGUGGGGAACGCCUCCUAGUUUCUCCGUUGGCAGCAAGACCAACCGGCCAUUGUGACAGUGACAGGCCUGCACCUGUAUCCUUGUGACGGACAUUAUUUUGUGCCAAGCUCUUCCCUCCUUUCACCACUGUCUUCAUGGUCAUCAAAUUGCCAACUGUCCCAAGAUGCGUUAGCAUAGAAAAAAAUAGUAUUUCGUUAAUAUGAAGCGAUGAUGGCAUCACAUGUGGAUGACGGAGCCUUUGCAAACCUGCUUCUGAUCCUCCUUUGACACUAAGACACGUUGGUAGUUUUAUAGUCCGAUCUCACUGUUGUGAACCCAAACAGUGUUGAAGUCCAGAUGUGUGUACUAGUUACAGUAAGCGUACCUAUUACUGUGAUAAACUGCAUUACGUACUCGUCAAAUUAUGUUUGUUUGUAUUUGUGAUGAGCAAUCAAGAAAGGAAUAAGACUAUGUAAUUUUGAUAUACGUAAUCGAUGUUUCUGCAUAAAACUGCCACCACUCGGAGAGGACAGUCAGUAUGGGUUCGCUCGUAUUGUUUUAAUGCAUAUAAACUACGCAUGUAAAGAGAGGAUGAGAUCACUAAAUUUGCUUACACUUGUAGAUGAGGUAUGAAAUGUAAAGGAUAAUUUAAGGAAUGAAGCUGGUCAUUAUUGUCUUAUUAUACAAUGAAAAUAGUUCAAAAAGAAGCCAAAGCAUCAAGCUUUGUAUGCCACCAAGCAACACACAGAUUUGAAAUGUGUAUGUGAACACUGCUCAGUCAAUCAGAUACGAACAGGGGUGUCCGAUCUUGCUCUUGAAGAGCCAAUAUCAUGCAGCGUUUCGCUCUAAAACACUUGCCCAGAAGUUUCUAGUGAGUCUGAACACCUUGAUUACUUUGGCUCAGGUGUUUUUAAUUAGAUUUGGACCUAAACUCUGCGGUACAGUGCUGAUUUUGACACCCCUGGCUUAGACGAUCAGAACUAUAAUGACCAGAUGACUUAUUCCACUUGUUAACAUAGUGAACUUGAGUUAUUUAUUUAUUUAUUUUAUUGCUGCACCUUGAUAAAAGGAUGAAAUUGCCUCGGACAAUGUUGAAUUGUUUAGUUUAGCAGUCAACAAAAAUUAAAGGGAUAGUUCACCCAAAAUAGAAAAUGCUGUCAUCAGUUACUCACCUUUGUGUACUUCCAAACCUAGAGGAGUUUCGGCCAUCUUUUUUUGUUUCUUUCUUUUUUUGGAAUGAACUUUCAAUGAAGGGACAGAAAUAUUUACCAUAUUUUCCGGACUAUAAGUCGCACUUUUUUUCAUAGUUUGGCUGGUCCUGCGACUUAUAGUUAGGUGCGACUUAUUUAUCAAAAUUAAUUUGACAUGAACCGAGAGAAAUGAACCAAGAGAAAGCAUUACCGUCUACAGCCGCGAGAGGGCGCUCUGUGCUGCUCAGUGCUCCUGUAGUCUACACUGAAAACAUAGAGCGCCCUCUUGCGGCUGGAGACGGUAAUGUUUUCUCUUGGUUUCUGGUUCUAAAUAAAUGCGACUUAUAGUCCAGUGUGACUUAUAUAUGUUUUUUCCCCUGUCAUGACGUAGUUUUGGACUGAUGGGACUUAUACUUAGGAGUGACUUAUAGUCCGAAAAAUACGGUAUUUGUGUUUCAAAGAUGAAUAAAUGUCUGAUGGGUUUGGAACGACAUGAGGGUGAGCAACUAAUGACAGUACUUAAACUAAAGUAAACUAACCCUUUAAAGUGUUUCAAAGAGCUGUGUAAUGUGUUCACACCAAGAACGAUAACUAUAAAGAUAACGUUAAAGGAAUAGUUCUUGAAAUCGUUCUCAAUAUUAAAGAGGAGCAGAGUCCACAGCUAUAACGAUAAAGGCACAACGAAACAAUAUCAUUGGAAUCACUUUCCAGCUGACAAAUUAUAAAAAUAUUGACAGCCAAUCAGAAUGUGCCCUGCUAUCAUGAGCUCGAGAAUUUAAAGCGGCAGACGCGCGUGCGCUCAGAGUAAACAGAUGAUAUCGUCCGCUGGUGUGGACGCUAAUAUCGUUAUCUUUAUCAUUCAUGGUGUGAACGGGCCUUUGAACAACAGUUAAUUCUGCAAACUGAUUAUACUUAUUCAAAUACAUAUUCCAAAUGACUCUAAUCUCAAUGGAUGAACCACUAUUUAUACUGUAUAUAGAAGAGCAUGGAUGUAGAACAUUUUUGUUGUUUUGGUUAAUAGUUAAUACACUUAAUAUAAUGGCCACUUAAACUAAAGCCAGACAUUUUUAGACUGCUAAAGGGAAAAUCCCAAUGUGACGUAUAGAAUAGAACACUGAACACAUGGAAUCAAUCAAAUGUGCAAAAUUCUGUUAACACUGUUUAUUAGAGAAACGCUGUGAAGCAGCUCUUUUUAUACUUUUGCACAGUUACAGAUCCCACAAACAAGCUAAGGACAAUGGCCUUUUUGUGGGAAAAUCAGCUAGUUUGAAAAAAGAAACAGUUGUCAUCGAGGUCUGUCUUUUUAGCCCUCAUAACCCACUUGACAGGCGACCGAGAGAGCAGUGACUAGAGUUUCUGGUGGAUUCACUGACAUUCCUGUCGUCUCUCAGGAAAGUAAAGACUUGAACAAUAGGCUGCUCUAGUUUGCCUUUCAAUUACCUGAAUGCUAUUUUGAAAGCGUUUUUUUUUUUUUGCAGUUUUAAGGCACAUGAUAGUGAGAACGAACAUUUUUAGAAGACUCGAAGUUUGUUCAUCUAGAUUUGUGGUAAACCAAUAGGACUUUGAAUGUUGGAUGAUGAAAUAUCUGCUUACAUGUGAUUUGGUUUUUAUUACUGUAAUUAAUUUUUGAACUAUUUUAUUGUAUCCAUCCACACUGAUAUUGCAAUGUAUAUUCCUUCCAGUUGUUCUGCACUGUUUUCUGGGCAUUCUCCGUUUCUGUGGUCACGUGGCUUUUGUAGUUCCACUCAUGUCGGAAAGUGCUGUUCACAUUUGUUUUGUGGAAGGCACAAAAUCAGUGAAACAUUAAUAGCUAUUUACUUGGAAUUUGACAAUGUUGUUUGUGUUUUUCCACUUGAAGCAACUUCAAUUUAUAUUUGUCAUGUUUCUGCAACUCUGAAUCAUCUUGCAUUGGAAUUGAAUUAUCUGGCUGUAUUCAUGUACAACAAAGUAAAGGGGUUUCAUAUUGUGAUGUA